Molecule: messenger RNA, 1749 nt
Organism: Brettanomyces nanus
Lineage: Eukaryota; Fungi; Ascomycota; Pichiomycetes; Pichiales; Pichiaceae
Exons: 1
Coding region: 1-1749 (582 amino acids)
Biological process (GO): cellular response to glucose starvation; regulation of mitotic metaphase/anaphase transition
Molecular function (GO): protein serine/threonine phosphatase inhibitor activity
Source: RefSeq, a predicted model, not a curated record
AUGCCUAAUACAAACUACCCGAACUCUCCAAAUAUGAGAGGCGCCGCAUCUCCUCGUUCCCAAUCUAGACAGGCCUCCAUAGUGGAGCUGCUCUCGUUGCCACCCCCUUUAGAAUCCCAAGAUCAGGUCUCAAUCAGCUCUCUAUCCUCUGAGUCUGUUGGAAUGACCUUUGCUCAAGCUGCUGCUUUGGGCAACUCUUUGAACACUUCUAGUCGUCGUCCUUCUGGUCGUGGACCUUCGACAGCUACGGGUUCUGGCUCCAUUUCUAAUACUCUCCCUUUGGCUCCGUCAUCAUCCACCUCUUCAUUUGGCCAACUACCCUCCCCACAGUUACAAUCACAGCUGCAACCGCAAUCUCAACAGCCACCAUCAUUACAACCGCCUUUACAGCAAUCACAACAACCGCAGCUCUAUAAUACUAUUGGUCUUUGUAGAGACCCGUCUGUCUCUUCGUCUAUUUUGGCUGGUACUUCUGUGGACUGGCAGGAUGUUCAGCUAGGCGAGUUAGUGGAACAGAAUCGGUUGAUUAUUAUUGAGGACAAUGUCUCUGUGGAAGAAGCAUUCAAGACACUCGUCAAGAACGGCUUGACAUCGGUACCAGUUGAGCAUUUUGCAGACGAUCCGAACUGUUUGACGUUUGACUACGCAGACUUGAAUGCAUAUUUAUUGUUGGUGUUGAAUAAGGUGAAGCCAGAGUCUCUCUACAGUAUGGACUACGAGCCAAAAGAUGAAAUUCCUACCCUGACUCGUAAAGCCCAACGUGGUGAACAGGUUCCUGUCUCCUUUGUUAUUCGCAUGACAAGUAAGAAUCCAUUCAUCAGGCUUUCCGAGUUUGACACUCUAUCUACUGUGGUUGAAAUAUUAGGAACAGGCGUUCAUCGUGUUGCCAUUACAGAUGGUAACAAGAUGACUGGUGUUCUUUCUCAAAGAAGACUGAUUAAGUUCUUAUGGGACAAUGCCCGCAGGUUCCCAUCUAUGGAACCUCUUUUCACUUCAUCUCUUUCUAGCUUGAACAUUGGAUCGUCAAACCCUGUCUCCAUCUUUGGUGACCAACUGCUUAUUGAGGGCUUUAUGAAGAUGCAUGCUUUAAAGAUCUCGUCUUUGGCUGUGGUGGACAGAAACUACCGUUUACUUGGAAAUAUUUCAGUGACAGACGUCCGCCUGGUGUCGAAUUCAUCUCGCUCGGAUCUAUUAUACAAGACAUGCCUUCAUUUCAUAUCAGUUAUUCUUAACUCAAGAGGCUUAGAAAAUGGUAAAGACUCUUUCCCCAUUUUUCAUGUUACCACCUCAUCUUCUUUGGCUAGAACUAUAGCCAAGCUUGUUGCAACCCAGUCGCAUAGACUAUGGAUUGUGAAGCCGGAUAAUCCUUCUCCACCAGCACAGCUGGGCCAAAGUACGGCGCCUAUUAGUCCUGCUCCUACGGGUUCUUCUGCCUACGAAAGACAGAGCUCGGUGUCCGGAGGGGGUUCUGUCUCUAUGCAUGCUAGCACUUCCAACUUGAGUUCUGAGAUGGCUGCUGCUACUGCAGCAGCUGUUACACAGGAGAAGGAGAUUUCAAAUGGUAAGUUGGUUGGUGUGGUUUCGCUUACUGAUAUAUUGUCUAUAUUGGCGAAGACAUUGGGCAAGGACCAUGUUGACCCAAAUAUUGCACGACAACAGAGAAGAAGAUCCAGCAGUAGUGCAAGCAGCAGAACAUCUGGAUCAUUGGAACAGUUUAGGAAAAGCAUUUCGGAGUCGAGCACACGCUGA